GCAGGGCGGGAGGCGUCGCGUUGGCCACGGCCGUAAACAGCGCGGCAUGAGCCGGGGGGGGGGCACCGGCACCGAGAGCGGCACCGGGAGCCUCCUGCGGCGCCUCCGCGACAGUGAAACCAGAAGGCUGGAAUUGGAAAGAAAACUGAUGGAAUACAAAAAAUCUGAUGCAUACCUAAUGAAACUAAAGUACACGAAGCUGAAAAAAUACUUGGAAGAAAUAAACGAACGACAAAAAAGAGCUCUUCUGCGAAACCAGGCCAUUUUAAAGGAAUUGAAGCAGUUUGAAGCUCAUAUGAAAACUUCAAGUUCAGAGCUAAUUCAGAAGAUGGAAUGGUAUGGGAGAGAAAUUAAAAGUGUGUUAUCACUUCGAGAGGGCAACUUGUCAGCACGAGGUGACGAGAAAGAAUACAACAAGCAGAAUCCAUGGGUUGUGAGACAGGCAGGAAUUCAUUCCGGGACAGCCAUGUCAAGAGGCUUAUAUCACCCAGCGACAAUCUUUAUGGGCCACCACGCAUCAGCUGCCUGGAGCAUGCAGCAGAAAGCCCCCCAGGCUGCUGAGAGCCACUUGGUGCCCGAGCCGUGCUCCCACAGACAGGCAGUGUUGAGCAGUGAUGAGACAGACAGAUGCCUCCUACGAGUGGGCAGUGACAUGCCAUGUACGAAUAAACGUGACAAACAAGAUGGGAAGGCAGAUGUCCUGGUGCAGGAGAAAAUGCCCAUCACAUCCAGAGUGGCAUUGGCAGAGAGCAGCAUGCACAGCAGCCUUUCUAAUUUAACAGAACACAGAAAUCUUGCUGAAUGUCACUUGCUGUCACCCAACAGAGUGAGUGUGGAGAGCAGGACUGCUUACUUAAACAGUGACACCUCAGUGGAGGGGGAGGAGGUGACCUGUGAGCACCUGGUAGCAAGUGCAGAAGACUACAAGCAGCCUGUCCCUGUGGCAUUUGUUCCUGAGCCCAGCAUCUCUGAGGAAGACCAGGAAAGCAUCCCAGGACUCCAGGAUGGCCUGAAUAACGGGCAACCAUCGCAGGCAGUGAGCGGGGACAGCAGCAGUGAGCCCCUGGUGUGUGCAGGUGAGGGGAUGCUGAUGCCAGCAGGGAGCAGGACAUGGGCCGGAGGCACCCACCCUGCAGAGGUAUCCUCUCCACAGCCAUCCAGCCCCUGCACAGCAGAAGAGCCCCUGGGCAGCCUGGCACCAGAUGGCUUUUGUAGUCAGGCCAACAGCCUGAAAGAAGACCUUGAAGCUGGAGAAGCAGCUGUCUGUCAUCAGCCGAAGGCAUUGCUGCAGAGCCUGUGGGGUGGCCACCCCCUCCCUGGGAACAUACUGUGUGCUGCCCGUGGGGCUGCGGAGCAGAGCAGGCCGGACCUGCCACAGGAUGUGGAUGUACUGCAGGCUCCCCUGAGCAGCCCCAUGUCAUUCAUGGCAGGGCACUGCCCUCUGCUCACGGAAGAGGUGGUGGCGAUGUUUGAAAACCUGCUGGUUUCAGGGAAGGAAGUGCCAGAUGACCAGGCUCCACUGCUGUUGAGAGAGGUCCUUCCAGAAGAAGAGUGUGGAGAUAGGUCAUCUAUUCAGAGUAAUGAAUCAUCUUACAGCUCGCCAUCGAUCCCAAAUGAUGGUAGGAAAAUAAAGCAGGCAAAACAUGCUCCCCGGCUUGAUGGCACAGGAAAGCAAGAAGUCACAAGCUGGUGUGAAGAUGAGAGCCAGGAAGAAAGCGUGAUAAAAAAAGAUUCCUAUUACAGGAAAGGGGAAUAUUUGUUGGUAUUGACCUAUUUCUGGAUACUGGCUCCUGCACUGUUCGGCUCAGCUCUUAAUUUGGAGAUCUUUCAUCUAUAUGCUCAUCCCUCUAUCAGAAGAGCACAUCCUCCCAUCGGAUUUGCAGGUUGCGGUAUUGGUAAUGAUAGUUUCAAAACAAAAGAAAGCCAAGGAAUAUGUUCAGAAAGCAGUUCAUCCAGUGAAAGAAGUGGUGACCUCUCAAGGACUGAAGUCAGGAAAGGAUUUGUAACUGCUAUAAAAUCCAAAGCUUUCUGGGGUGUAUCUGAUGACAGCAGCUCUGAGAGUGAGGCUGCUUUGCAUCCACAAAUUCACAGCACAGCAGAUGAAUUUGACUUCUAUGAUUGAGAUUCCACCUCUUGCUUUUAGGAAAGAAAUCAACAUAGCAGCACUCCGAACUUGUGCAAGAUGUUGAAAGUGCACCUCAUCACUUUGUAUUUGAAGAAAAUUUUAAAUGCAAAAUAAAUAUUAUACACAGCCUCCUUGUAUGUAUGUUUUCUCUUAAUUGAUAAGUUGAAGGA
Cygnus atratus (black swan) is the source of this 2295-nucleotide messenger RNA. RefSeq names its product kizuna centrosomal protein (gene KIZ). The record is from RefSeq and is a predicted model, not a curated record. NCBI's taxonomy places the organism in Eukaryota, Metazoa, Chordata, Aves, Anseriformes, Anatidae. The transcript is spliced from 14 exons. Gene Ontology annotation, cellular component: centrosome. Gene Ontology annotation, biological process: spindle organization. The coding region runs from base 47 to 2122 and encodes 691 amino acids.